Brugia pahangi is the source of this 1776-nucleotide messenger RNA. Lineage: Eukaryota; Metazoa; Nematoda; Chromadorea; Rhabditida; Onchocercidae. The record is from the annotation of a GenBank genome assembly.
AUGUUAUGCCGCAGAUUACAAGAUCUAACUUAUUGUAUAUCAUAUAAUGUCAAUUUUUUAAACGAUAAAGCACACGGAGCAAAGCAAUUCCGGAAGAGGUACACAGUACUGGAGGAGCUUGGCCGGGGUGGAUUUGGGAUUGUUUACAAAGCGGAACGUAAUGAAGAUAACGCUGCAGUGGCUGUUAAAUUCAUUGAACAUAAACGAGUCAGAGAAUGGACUAUGAAAUGUAAGCAGUUAAUUCCAACAGAAAUUUGCUUACUGGAUAUGUGUCGUAGUGUCCCGGGCGUAGUUCAGCUAAUUGAUUGGUUUGCCAAUUCGAAAGGAUUUCUGGUAGUAAUGGAGCGGCCGGAACAGUGUUUGGAUUUGUUCGAUCUAAUUUCAGUUUAUGGUUAUUUGGAUGAAGAUAUUGCACGAUCGAUAUUUGUGCAGAUAUUGAAUACAACUUGCUUGUUAUAUAACACAUAUGGUAUUUUCCAUCGAGAUAUCAAAGAUGAGAAUAUAAUCAUUAAUAUGGAUACGGGCGAAGCCAUCUUGGUUGAUUUUGGUGCCGCAGCACUCAUUUCUGAGGCAUGCAUCAAAGAAUUUCAAGGUACACGUUCGUACUGUCCACCAGAAUGGUUCAAACGCUUAACAUAUAAGCCAUUAGAAGCAACUGUAUGGUCUCUAGGUAUAGUUCUGUACGUUAUGGUAUCUGGUUGUUUGCCUUUUCAGAAUGAAAUACAAAUUUGCUUAGGCAGAUUUGCCAUUCCAAAGCAUAUCUCAAAAGAUUGUGAAAAUUUGCUGCGUCAAUGUCUUGCAGUCACACCGUCUAGACGACCGGAAUUGCUGGAAAUUUUCAAGCAUCGAUGGUUGAAUCAACCUAUUGCUGUGCAUUCGGAAUCAUUCAAGGUCGUACUUCAACGACAUUUUCAAAAGAAGAAAGAAGCACAAGGUCGAUAUAAGCUACAACAGUGUGGAAUUCAAGAAAAUAGCAAGAAGAGCGCUAUUGCCGACGAAAGUGCUAACACAAACGAGUUCAUUACAAAGAAAAACGCUUUUACAAGUUGUGACAUUUCGGUUGACGACAAUCUCUCCGCCAUUUAUGCUAUUUCACUGCAUAAUAUUUGCGUACAUGUGAUGUUCUUCUGCAGAUCAAUGCUAUCUCAUACCAACAGCGCUUUCAAUUCCAACUUAUUGAAAAAACACCGCCACCAUUCAAGUUAUGAUAAUGUUGUGAUGAAUAUACGAACAGAUAUAUUCACUUCACGAAAUUGUUAUGAAGAUGAUAAUAAUGUGUUAAUACGUCCAAGUUCUAUUGCGGAGGAAUCAGAAUACAGUGAUUCUCCAUUUUGCUCAGCUUAUGAAUCGAUUUCCAUGAUUAGCACUGAUCCACAGAAUUCCGAAUCAUAUGUCACUGCUUUAGAGGAUGACAGAGAAUGUUCUUUCCAAAGAUCGAAAGAAGCUACUGCAAUUGAACAUUUUAAUAACUCCUUUCGUGAUAAUAGUAAUGCUAACAAUCACCGCAAGGAAGAAGUGGUGCAAGCAAACUGCCCAGACAGGCCUGUGGAGAAUAUCUAUCCACAGAAAGUAAUGAAUUCUAGGCUUGUAGCAAAGCAUUGGCUUCAGAAUGUAGCAAUAAGAUCUAAAUAUGGAUCUCUAAAGUUGCAAAAGCCUUCAAUUUGUCAGGAAAAAGGGGAACUACAAAAAGAAGCAAAUGCUAGCAGUAAUUUAUUAAGGAUAUUUAAUAUUGAUUCACGACGAUCCUCAAAUCCUAGUAUUUUCCAAAUAAAUUAA